Messenger RNA from Helicoverpa zea (corn earworm), 567 nucleotides. RefSeq names its product pupal cuticle protein 20-like. The record is from RefSeq and is a predicted model, not a curated record. Gene Ontology annotation, molecular function: structural constituent of chitin-based larval cuticle. NCBI's taxonomy places the organism in Eukaryota, Metazoa, Arthropoda, Insecta, Lepidoptera, Noctuidae. Gene Ontology annotation, cellular component: chitin-based extracellular matrix. The coding region runs from base 1 to 567 and encodes 188 amino acids. The transcript is spliced from 4 exons.
AUGGCUGGCCUAAAGAAAGAAGGUUACAGUUUCCAUCUGCUUUUUUGUUCCCAGAUUGUUUCAACCCUCGCCCUGCUCUCUGCGGUCUCAGCGGGUCAUCUGGGUCACUUCCAACCCGCGGCCGGGUACACCGCAUUCGGUACUAAUGCCUACAGCAGUGCUGCCGUUGCUGCUUCGGCUUCGGCCUACCAGCAGAGUAGGACUUUUGGUGCCCACAUACCUAUUUUGAGUUACGAGAAUGUGAACAACGGUGAUGGAAACUAUAGAUACAGCUACGAGACUGGCAACGGUAUCGCAGCUCAUGAGAGUGGAGCCCCCCGCGCCCCUGGUCCCGAAGGUCUUGCAGUGACAGCUGAAGGAGGGUUCUCAUACCGCGCCCCCGACGGCCAGCAGGUGUCGCUCACGUACACCGCGGACGAGAACGGCUUCCACCCCACCGGCUCCCACAUCCCCACCCCUCCUCCCAUUCCAGAAGCCAUCCUCCGCUCUCUCCAGCUGAACAGGCAAUAUCCUUCAUCGAACGAUGGUUCAUACAACGGUCACUUCAACAACGGAUACCACUACUAA